GCUGAGACCGGGCGGCAUCUAUUUAUAGCGAUGGUGCGCCCCGAAGAGCGCGAGCGCCGCGCGUACAAGGACGCACACGCCGCGGCGUUUGCGAAAACGCGGCACUUUCCCGCGCUCUCGCAGCUGCAAGCAUCAGUUGAGAAUGUCAUUUUGCUGCAAGACUGCACGCCCGUGACCGCGGUCGUGACGCCGCGCGCGUCACCCGCCCAUAGCCGCCUCCACGCCCCCGACGCGUUUGAUCAAAUUUUUGAAAACCAAGUGCCGAUGCUGACAGCCUUUCGACAAGCCGUGCUGUGCAAGCACUCGAACGCCCGGGACGAGCGGCAUGAAUCGCCACCACCGACGACCAGUGGCUUUAUCAAACCCCCCAAGGCGCCGUUUGUGACCAAGAGCGCGGCGGAUGCCAAAGCGGCCAUUCGCCAUCCGUGCGAGUACGACUACCCGACGGGACUGCACACGCAUCGGGAGCGCGUGCCCAAUCGCCACGACCUCUCGCUGCAGGAGGACAUGCGACGGAGAGCGGGUCACGUGUGGCGACCCUCGAAUGCAACGACGGCGAAAAAGUCGAUUGAAGUCGACUAUUACGUCAACUCUGCGUUGCCGACGGACCCCUUGAUUGAUCGAAAAACCAUCAAAGCCAUUGUGGCGCGCAACCCCGUCGUACAACGCCGUCCAAAGCUAUAGCUAUCGCGGUAGUCGCUACAUUUAACACACGGUCGUUUUGGUGCUUGC
Messenger RNA from Saprolegnia diclina VS20, 732 nucleotides. RefSeq lists its product as hypothetical. The coding region runs from base 31 to 684 and encodes 217 amino acids. NCBI's taxonomy places the organism in Eukaryota, Oomycota, Saprolegniomycetes, Saprolegniales, Saprolegniaceae. The transcript has 4 exons. The record is from RefSeq and is a predicted model, not a curated record.